This is a messenger RNA of Penicillium hordei, 1596 nucleotides long. RefSeq lists its product as uncharacterized. The record is from RefSeq and is a predicted model, not a curated record. Gene Ontology annotation, molecular function: transcription cis-regulatory region binding; zinc ion binding; DNA-binding transcription factor activity, RNA polymerase II-specific. Gene Ontology annotation, cellular component: nucleus. The transcript has 6 exons. Bases 1 to 1596 code for a protein of 531 amino acids. Gene Ontology annotation, biological process: DNA-templated transcription; regulation of DNA-templated transcription. Lineage: Eukaryota; Fungi; Ascomycota; Eurotiomycetes; Eurotiales; Aspergillaceae.
AUGGACAUCGAAUUAGCCUCUCCGCCGGCUGUAAGUGCUUUACGAGAAUCAUUCGGUGACCGGAAGCCACCCGAUAUUACUCGCAAGAUUACUGCUUGUGUAGCAUGUCGCAAGCAAAAGGUCAAAUGUCAUAUGCGGGAGGGUCAGAUGCCAUGCUCGCAGUGCAAGAAGAGAGGCCUCCCUUGCAGUGUGAACCGAAGCUUGCAGACAUUACUGGAAGACGAUGUCACAUGGAAAGGCGCCGUGGUGCAAAAGAUGCGGCGGCUAGAAGAGGUCGUUGCAAAGAUUGCUGCCAAAGUUGACAUGCCCGAGUUGCAAGCUUUGCAGGCUGCUCCUGCAAUACAAGAUGAUUCUUCGGGUCCACCGACCGAAGCUGUUAAUGAAGAAGUUAUCACGGGGGAAACCUUUACCUCAAGUCAAUCAUCCCAGCCAAAAGAGAAUCAUGAGCUACCGCAGACAUGGGAAGUGAUAAUGGAUCCCCGGGGCGGACUUGAUCAUUUCCUCUAUCGCAUUCUUGGCGACCAUAUUAGUUUGGACUCGGUUCGAAUCGCUUCUCCACUGUUAACGACGGCUAUUUGUACUGUGGCUGCUUUGCAUUCUCAAUCUCUCGGUCAUCUCUUUGAAACUUGCUAUGGUGAAUAUAAGAAUCUUGUCGCGGCUCAAACUUUUUCAAGACAUGUGAACGAAGAUGACAUCCGUGGCCUGUGUGUUGGUGCAUUUUGGCUGCAUGAACUUUCUUGGCCCUUGAUCGGAAAUGCUGUCCGUAUUGCGUCGGACAUUAAUCUUCAUAGUGGUAUCUACAGGGCCCUCAAAGGAGACCGUGAUGGCUAUCGUCAAGCUCGACUAUACUAUCUCGUCUACGUAUGCGACCACCACUUUUCGAUCGCUUAUGGUCGACCCCCGAUGUCCAGAGAAGGGUUUAUAAUCGAGUCGGCUAGUCGAAUACUAGAAACUGAGCACGCCACAGAAGAUGAUGCUAGAUUAAUCAGCCAAGUCAAAGAAUGGUCAAUCUUGGGUCGUGUCUUUGACACCUUCGGGGUUGACGUUGAUACUCCUGUUGCGCCUCAGACAUUGCCACAACUGCGCCGAUACUCCAUUUUUUUGGAUAUGUGGUUUGCAGAUUGGAGCGAAAGCUUCAAAGAGAAUCAGAAUGUCGGAAAUUAUCCAGAAAAGGGUGUUGGCUUUCACUUCUAUUUUGCAAAGCUGUACCUUUGCUCGCACGCCUUUCGUGGUGUACCGGCAUCAGAGAGUUCACCUCAGUACAUGUCUUCUGAAUUGGAAGAGAUCGCCAAUGCCGGCGUAUUGUCAGCGAUGUCAAUCCUCCAGAUGAUUGUCUGUGAUGCCGAAUUCCGCUCGUUCAUGAAUGGGCUUCCUUUAUAUUUCGAUACUAUGCUUGCCUUCGCCGUUGUCUUUCUUCUCAAAGUUGCCACGAAGUAUGCAUUCAUGAUCAGAAUUGACACAGGCAAGAUCAUUUCUCUGGUCACUGACACUGUGGCUGCCCUUCGGGAUAUCACCCAAGCUAUGCACAAGCACCAUCUCCUUGUGGUCAUUAGCGAAGGCUUGGAACGGCUGUUAAGAACAGCCCCCAGUCUUUGA